Molecule: messenger RNA, 3322 nt
Organism: Prorocentrum cordatum
Lineage: Eukaryota; Dinophyceae; Prorocentrales; Prorocentraceae
Source: the annotation of a GenBank genome assembly
GACGGAGUCUCCGGGACCAUCGCCACCCUCAAUGAGCUGCACGGGGGAUCAAACCACCCGAGCGGCUCCAAUUUGCAGCCCAGCGCGGCGCAGUUGGCGUGCCUGGAGCGGAUCGAGCAGGCGCAUCGCGACCUCGGUACGCCCCCGGCCGACUUGCAUGGACAGGGAGCCCUGGAGGAGCUCCUGUCGAAGCAGAGCUACGGCGGUUCCGCCGGAGCUGUUGCGCCCCUCGAGGUGGAGCGGGUGGCCUUGCCCAGUCUCCAGCGCCGACCUGCUCGCAUCCAGGAUGUUGGCGGCUCGGCGGGCGCGAAGGUUCUCGAGGUUCUCAAGAGUUUGGUUCGGACGUCCGAAGAGGGCGAAGCAGAGGAGGAGCGACAGCAGCUGCGGCGCGCCUACAACGACCCGCUGAUCAGACAGAAGCCGAAGGAGUAUGCUAAGCUCCUGCGGAUGCUGCACGAGCGGGGCAUCGUCGAAUAUCGGCGCAGCUGCAAAAAGAGUGUGGGCACAUUUUGUGUCUGGAAGAAGGGGGGCGAGCAGCGUCUUAUACUGGAUUGCCGCGUGAGCAAUUGCUGGUUUAAGGACGCCCCUGGAGUGAGCUUGGCUACUGGAGACAGCUUUGGUCGGCUAGAGUUCGAGGGGAACGAGCCGGUGCACGUCUCGGGAGUCGACAUCGAGGUCGCCUUCUACUCCAUCGGCCUCCCCGAGGAGCUGCGGGAGUACUUCGGGAUGGAGCCUGUCUGCGCUGGCGCCGUCGGCGUGGGCUGGCUUGGCGGAGUGCGGCUGCGUCCUGGGGAGAAGCUGGCGCCCGUGCUGAGUGCGCUACCCAUGGGCUUCAAGGGCGCUCUGUGCGUCUGCCACGCCCUCCACGAGGCCGUGGCCGAGGGGGUCGCGGGCGUUGAGGGGGGCAACCGGCUGGUGGACGGGAGGCCAGCGCCUUCCGUUGCCCGAGGGCCGGUGCACACCGAGUACGUGGACAAUUUCGUGGCGCUGGGCACCGACGGCGAGGAGGGGCGCCGCAUGGCCACCGAGGUCGGCGAGGCGCUGAAGGCCGACGGGCUUGGCGUGCACCCGGUGACCUGCAGCCGCGGGGGGGACGCGCUCGGCUGGCACUUCGAUGAGUGGCGGCCGGCCGUAGGCGUCGCCCCUCGCACCGCCUGGCGCCUCAUCCUUGGUUUGCGAGAGUUACUGCGACGGGGUCGUGCGAGCGGCGCCCAGUUGAGAAGCAUCGUUGGUCACAUCACGUUCCGCGUCUUGCUCCGACGACCCAUCCUUUCUGUACUUCACACUGUCUACGCUUUUAUCGAUCGUCAUCCUGUUCGGGUUGCGCCUCUCUGGGACACAGUAAAGCAGGAGCUGGAGUGGAUAAGUCGCCUGGUGCCCCUGGCCUCGAGAGAGCUCAACAUGGAGUGGAGCCCCAAGGUCACCGUGUUCGACGCGAGCGAGUGGGGGUACGGGGUGAUGGGGCGGCGAUGCGAGCUCGGAGCGAUCAAGUAUGCUGGGCAGUAUUCUGAUAGGAGGGAGUCUGGGGACAAGAGCAAGGUGAUCUUCGAGGGGUGCCUGCGGCAGUGGGCUGCCCUGUGCCUGGCCAGCUUUGCCGUCGUUCACGUUCGCUGGAUCUGCUCCGAGCGGAACGCGGCGGACGGCGCCUCGCGGGGCUCUGAGGAGCGCAGCGCCGCGGCUGCCCGGCAUGCUGAGCCGCGGGCCGACGGAUCGACGGCUCGAGAGCGCCUCGCUCGCCACGACCUCAGCGGCUUCGAGUUCGUGGGUCCCGUCACCGGCGGCUUCAUCGGCUGCGAGGGGGCCGCUGGCGCGAGCUCGGCCGCGCACCAGCUCGCGGGCGCCAGCCGCGAGGUUGCCGCCGACGGCAGGCGGCGGGCGCUGCUGGGGCCCGGGCCGACGCAGCUGGAGCGGGGGGUGCCCCCAGGGGCGCGCGCGCUGACGGUGCUGGAGGACGAGGCAGCGGGGCCCUCGACGCAGAAGGACUACCGCCACCGCUUCGGCUGUUUCACGCGCUGGGCCUCGGAGAAGGGUCUCAGCUGGGAGACUCCAGCCAAGGCCGACGCGGCGCUGCUGGAGUGGCUGAACGAGCAGUUCUUCGAGGGCGAGCUCCUGGCGACCGGCGCGAAGAUGCUGGCGGCGCUGGGCCACCUGCUCCCGGGGGCGCCCCGUGGGGCGCUGGAGCUGCGACGCUCGCGGCGGGCGCUCCAGGGCUGGAGGCGUCACAACCCGUCCAGCUCGCGCCUGCCGCUGCCGUGGCCUGCGGUUGCUGCCUUGGUGAAGGAGAUGCACGCGCAGGGGCAGCUGGCGGCCGCAGGGGCCACCCUUGUGGCGUUCGUGCUGCUGCUGAGGCCGGCGGAGACGCUGAGGUUGGCGGGCGGCUGCCUGGUGGCUCCGGUGCGAGGCGGAGGCCGCAGCCGCCGCAAGUGGUCAGCGGUGCUCCACCCCCAAGAGAGAGGAGUGACCUCGAAGGUGGGGGCGCAGGACGAGUGCAUGGUGUUCGACAACCCCGAGUUCGACCUGGUGCUGCCGCUGCUGGAGUGGCUGCUCAAGAGCGUGCCGUUCGGGAAGCCUCUCUUCCCGCUGAGCGCGGCCCAGUGGCAGGAGGCCCUGAGGGCGGCGGCCAGGCGGCGGUUUCCCAGCCUCGCCGCGCCCGCGCUAUACCAGCUCCGGCACGGCGGCGCGUCCCACGAGGCGCUCACGCAGUUCCGCAGCUCGGAGGACCUCAUGCGCAGAGGCAGGUGGCACAGCCAGCGCUCCGUGAAGCGGUACGAGAAAGGCCGAGCGCACCCUCGGCGCGUGCCUCUCGCGGACAUACCGCGGCUAGCCGGGGCCAAGGGCUUCGCGCUGGAGAUCUUCGCGGGCAGCGGGCGCCUCAGCCACUGUUGGAGGCAGCAGGCGCCCUGGGGCCUGCCCAUCUUCGAGAUCGACGUCGGCUUCCACAGCUCACACGAUCUCAGCCGCAGAGCAGCUCAGCGUCUCAUCCUGGGCUGGAUCCGCUCGGGGUGCUGUAAGGCGAUCUGGCUGGGAACGCCCUGCGCGACCUUCUCGCGGGCGCGGGACUCCGGGGCCGGGCCGCCUCGGCUGCGCUCGGAUGAGCAGCCGCUGGGCCUGGACGGGCUGUCGGAGGGCGACAGGGUGAAGGUGGAAGUGGCGAACGAGCUCUGCCGCUUCUCCGCCAAGGCCCUCCUGUGCUGCCUCGAGCGGGGCGCGCCGGCGGCGUUGGAGAACCCCGCGUCGUCCCGCCUGUGGCUGACGCCCUACAUGCAGGCCGCCGGCCAGCGGCCUGGGGUGAGAGAGACUGUGACAGAUUUCUGCAUGGAUG